CAAGCGCAGAGUAAAUGAUACGCACUCGUAGCGGAUGCCUAUGCAGCGGUUGUUUCAUGCCACAGAUAAAUUGUUAAAAGUCUCAUCCUCCAAACAGGAUGUUACACAAAAACUAUUCUGUGCUCAUCAUCAUGAGCAAGGAACUAGAGGAUAUGUCUAUAAACCUAACAAGUAACCAAUCUCUAUCAUCAUCCUGUACUAAUAUCACUAUUCCGGAUUAUCAGCUUGAUCUGCUCCCGGUUUUCUACUCCUUCAUUUUUAUCUUCGGCUUCAUUGGAAACAGUUUGGUUAUUUCAGUCUUUUGCCUUCAAGGAGACGCAAAAACAGUGGCGAGUGUUUACAUCUUGAACCUGGCUAUAGCUGACCUGCUAUUUCUGGUGACACUACCUUUCUGGGCCACAUAUUAUUCCUUUGGUUUGAACUGGAUGUUUGGGACCGUGAUGUGCAAAAUUUCAAGCUCUAUUUUAACUUUGAAUAUAUUUGCCAGCAUCUUCUUCAUCAGCUGUAUGAGUGUUGACCGGUAUUUGUCCAUCGUCUAUCCUUUUCGGUCACAAAGAAGGACACACACUCAAGCAUUUUUUGUGGCGUUAAUCAUUUGGGUCUUGGCCGUCAUGUCAACCUUACCAACAUUGUACUUCCGGAACACCUACUACAUAAAGAACCUUGAUGUUCAUGCCUGUAUAAUGGACUUUCCCAAAGAGGAAUAUUCAACCUGGUGUGUGGCUAUGGCCGUGCUGAAGAUCACUCUAGGCUUCUGUUUUCCCAUGACAGUUAUUCUGACCUGCCACUUCAAAAUUGGAUUACAUCUGAAAAAGACUGAAGGAUCUAUACUGAACAAGAAGACCAGAGAUCGGGUACUGAAGAUUGUCACGGCCAUGGUUGUAUGCUUUUUAAUUUGUUGGCUGCCGUUCCAUGUUCUGACCUUUUUGGAUGUCCUUAUGAGAAUGAAAAUUAUUAAUGACUGUAAGAUUGAGUCAUUUGUUGAGGCUGCUUUGCCUUUCAGCAUUUGCCUAGGAUUUUCUAAUAGUUGCAUCAACCCGUUAUUGUAUUGUUUUGUCGGAAAUCAGUUUAGAGAGAAUUUUAGGCAUGUGUUCAGUAGCUUAAGGUUAUUACAGACUACAAACAGCCAUCAUAACUCCUCCAAAAGAGGGAGUGAUUCUAAAGAGCUGGAGCCAAAUGGGACUUAUGAGAACCCAAUAGUAUGACUACAUGACUUGUCAAUGGUAUAGGAAGAGCUUUAUACUGUGUGUACUAUGUGACAUUAUAAGUGGGUUUUUUAGCUAGCCAUGUUGGCAUUUUUCUUGAAUAGGUCUUUAGUUGGAAGUUUACAUGACCAUAGUUAGAAGUACAGUACAUUUUACUGACAUAUUUGUAUGUGUCUUGUUUUGCUGCCCAGUCCAAUUGAGAUAAAAGAGAAAUCCGGCAAAAAUAAAUGUAUCCCUGUGGAUAGGGGAUAAGUGGCUGAUCAGUGAGGAGCACGUGCUCUAUUCAUUUCAAUGGGAGUGGCAAAAAGACCCAAGUACAGCACUCGGGCAUCAUCGGCACUCUCGUAGAAAUAAAUGGAGGGCGUGCCAUCUACCAGUAGACGACAUGUGUCUUUAAGACUGCCUCCAAAACUCACGUUUAUCCAAUUCUCAUAUCAAUAUUAAAGACAUAUAUAAUAACUAGGUGCUUUAUAUAAACUUCAGUCAAUUCAGUGAUUAAUUUAUUUUAGAAUUGAAAAUAAUCUGAUUCUUCACUGGCCAUUGUCCUUUUAAACAACUUCCCACAAGGUGAUAGCUUGUGUGAUUUCUAAAAAUAACUCUUUAUCCCAGAAAACAGAGACACCAGGAGGAGAGUUGUGACCUAGCUUGUGUUGUGUUCAGUAGAGAGAGAAGGAGAAAGGAGAGAGAGAAGGAGAAUGGAGAAAGGAGAGAGAGAGAGAGAGAGAGAGAGACACACACACAACCAAGGAAAAGGAAGUAUGUAUGCUGCUGGUAAACAUCUCAGCUCUUGUCCUACCUCCUAAAUGUCCCAUAGCACUGUCAGCAGCACUGUUAUGGCAUAGUGGUAAGGUGUAGGUGCUCUACUGUGAUUUGCCAGACAACCAAGAGAAAGAAAGUAUGUAUUCUGCCAGCAAACAGCCCAGCUCUUGUCCCCCCCCCCCCCACACAAAAAAAAGGGAGAGGGAAGUGCACCAUGGAGGGGGCUCUUAGGGGCCUAAUAACAGCAGUGAGAGCACUAAGGCGAUAUUGUCAGCACUUCAAUGGUUAAUCUAAGAAAAACAUGCAGGUUUUAUAAAAUCUUUUAAAAUUAUAGGUACACAUAAAGGAGAAUUUAUUGAGGCACAAAAGAUUUUGAUUCUUAGACUCUGUUCACAUGAUUUUGGUUUCUGUCACAAUGGAUCAAACAUAUUUCAAUAAACUAAAUCAAGUGGUUUAUUUUACUGAAAUAGUCAUGCAUUCUGUGAAUGUUGUGUUUCAUAUAAUAAAGAUA
Molecule: messenger RNA, 2475 nt
Organism: Hyla sarda
Lineage: Eukaryota; Metazoa; Chordata; Amphibia; Anura; Hylidae
Gene: AGTR2
Product: angiotensin II receptor type 2
Exons: 2
Coding region: 99-1205 (368 amino acids)
Biological process (GO): blood vessel diameter maintenance; G protein-coupled receptor signaling pathway; regulation of apoptotic process
Cellular component (GO): membrane
Molecular function (GO): angiotensin type II receptor activity
Source: RefSeq, a predicted model, not a curated record